CAAGAUGGACGCGCUCAGUGGUGCAGGUUGUUUUGUGCGUCGAUGACCUAAAACUUGUUAAGCUAAUAUAAAUGGUGAGAUCGAGCUGAAAAGCAUCGACUCAGGACUGUUGCGCACGUUAGAGGCAUCUAGGUGUCAACCAGUCAAUCUCAUUGUGCUAGAGAGUCACUGAGUCAGCACGUCGUGCCUUCUAGCCAAGAUGAACGAACUUGCCAAACUCGAGUAUUUGUCUCUCGUGUCAAAAAUCUGUACGGAAUUGGACAACCAUUUAGGAAUCAACGAUAAGGAUAUGGCCGAGUUCAUCAUCGACCUGGCAGACAAAAACAACACGUUCGAGUCGUUCAAGAAGGCUCUGCAAGAAAACGAAGCGGAGUUUUCAGAUUCGUUCAUAGCAAACCUCCUACGAAUCAUCCAGCACAUGAGGCCAAAAAAGGGGGCGACCACAUCUAAAGAAGGUUUUGAGGAAAAGCCGAAGACUGAAUUGGACUUGAAACGUGAACGAUUUCCAUUUUUAGCUCUCCCAAAUGACCCCAAUGUUGGGAAAUUGCUCGAUGAAGAUGUCAAAGUGGCAUCAGAUGCAUUCGCACAGCUUGAGGCAUUGGCUCCCACUGCCAGGAAAACUGAUGCUGAUAGCGAAAAACGGAGCAGAGAUGCUGAGCGAACCAGUGAAAAAUCAAGCAGGUCUCGAAGACACAGGUCACGGUCUCGAAGUCCAGUUGCACGGUCGUCAAGACACCGGUCUCGAUCCCGCUCCAAGAGCCCCUACUCAAAACGAUUUUCAAGGCACAAGUCACGCAGUCGCAGCCGGGACCGCAGGAGGUCUCGGUCGAAGGAUCGACACCGCGGGUCUAGCCGCAAGGAGAAGAGCACAGUGCCUGUGUCUCCUGAUCCCGUUGUGGGACAGAUUUACAAUGGGAAAGUGACCAACAUCAUGCAGUUUGGAUGCUUUGUUCAGCUAGAAGGGCUGCCUAAGCGGUGGGAAGGUCUUGUUCACAUAUCCCAGCUGAGGAGAGAAGGUCGUAUCACCAAUGUCGGGGAUGUGGUCACCAGAGGGCAGCGUGUUAAAGUCAAGGUGUUGUCUUUUACCGGCCAGAAAACCAGUCUCUCCAUGAAGGACGUAGACCAGGACACUGGGGAGGAUCUCAAUCCCGUGCGGCGAGCAGGUGACACAGAUGGCACCGAGUCGGCCCGCAACCCAGAUCGGCCCUGCUCAUUGCCACUUCUUACACGCCCUGAUGACGACGACGUUGACAACCGCCGGCGUGUUCAAAGGAUCUCCUCACCUGAGAAGUGGGAGAUUAAACAGAUGCUGUCUGCAAAUUGUAUUGACAAAUCUGAGCUCCCCGACUUUGACGAGACGACUGGCUUGUUGCCCAAGGAAGACGAUGAUGAGGAAGACUUGGAGAUUGAAUUGGUUGAAGAGGAACCGCCUUUUCUGAGAGGCCAUGGUAGAUCGAACCUGCAAGAUCUGAGCCCUGUUAGGAUUGUAAAGAACCCUGAUGGUUCACUGGCUCAAGCAGCCAUGAUGCAGUCUGCACUUGCCAAGGAGCGCCGAGAGCAAAAACAACAACUAAGGGAAGCAGAAAUGGACUCUAUUCCUGCAGGCCUAAACAAGCACUGGAUUGAUCCCAUGCCUGAUGCGGAUGGACGGACACUGGCCGCCAAUAUGCGGGGCAUUGGUCUGGUGACCCAAGAGCUGCCAGAGUGGAAGAAGCAUGUGACCGGUGGUGCGAAGGCCUCCUACGGCAAGAAGACGCAGCUGACCAUCCUGGAGCAGAGGCAGUCACUGCCCAUCUACAAACUCAAGGAUGAACUGGUCAAGGCCGUGAUGGAUAACCAGAUCCUGAUUGUCAUUGGUGAAACUGGCUCGGGGAAGACCACACAGAUCACCCAGUAUUUGGCAGAAGCAGGCUUCACAACGAGGGGAAAGAUUGGCUGCACUCAGCCGAGGCGUGUGGCUGCCAUGUCGGUGGCCAAGAGAGUGGCUGAAGAAUUCGGCUGCCGGCUGGGACAGGAGGUUGGGUACACAAUUCGGUUUGAAGACUGCACCAGCCCAGAGACACAAAUCAAGUACAUGACAGACGGUAUGUUGCUGCGAGAAUGCCUGAUCGACCUGGAUUUACUUUCCUACUCCAUCAUCAUGUUGGACGAGGCCCACGAGAGGACCAUACACACCGACGUCUUGUUUGGCCUCCUAAAGAAUGCAGUCAAGAAGAGGCCGCAGUUAAAGCUGAUCGUUACAUCGGCAACUCUGGAUGCCGUGAAGUUUUCACAAUAUUUUUUUGAAGCGCCCAUUUUCACCAUUCCGGGAAGGACCUUUCCUGUCGAAAUUCUCUACACAAAGGAGCCAGAGACGGACUACCUGGAUGCCUCACUUAUCACAGUGAUGCAGAUCCAUCUGACAGAACCUCCUGGUGACAUUUUGCUCUUUCUCACGGGUCAAGAAGAAAUCGACACUGCCUGUGAGAUCCUGUAUGAACGGAUGAAGUCCCUUGGCCCCGACGUUCCUGAACUUAUUAUUCUGCCCGUGUACUCUGCAUUGCCGAGUGAAAUGCAAACCAGGAUAUUUGAACCUGCUACUCCCGGCUCCAGAAAGGUCGUGAUUGCUACCAACAUUGCUGAGACAUCACUGACUAUUGACGGAAUCUACUAUGUUGUGGAUCCAGGCUUCGUCAAGCAAAAUGUCUACAACCCAAAAACCGGCAUGGAUUCCCUGGUUGUCACACCGAUCUCACAGGCCCAGGCCAAGCAGCGGGCUGGUCGGGCUGGCCGCACAGGGCCAGGCAAGACGUACCGUCUGUACACAGAGCGAGCCUACCGAGACGAGAUGCUAACGACACCCGUGCCAGAGAUCCAGCGAACAAACCUGGCCUCCACUGUGCUCCAGCUAAAGGCUAUGGGCAUCAAUGACCUCCUCUCCUUUGACUUCAUGGACGCUCCUCCCACUGAGACCCUCAUCAUGGCAUUGGAGCAGCUGCAUUCCCUCAGUGCAUUGGACAAUGAGGGACUCCUCACACGUCUGGGGCGAAGGAUGGCUGAGUUCCCCUUGAGCCCCAACUUGGCCAAGAUGUUGAUCAUGUCUGUUCACCUGGGCUGCAGUGAGGAGAUCCUUACAGUGGUCUCCAUGCUUUCAGUGCAGAAUGUGUUCUACAGGCCAAAGGACAAGCAAGCACUGGCUGACCAGAAGAAGGCAAAGUUCAACCAGGCAGAAGGUGACCACCUGACACUGCUGGCCGUUUACAACUCUUGGAAGAACAACAAGUUCUCCAACGCAUGGUGCUACGAAAACUUUGUUCAAAUUCGGACUCUCAAGCGGGCACAGGACGUACGCAAACAGCUGCUUGGAAUCAUGGACAGGCACAAGCUAGACGUAGUUUCCUGUGGCAAGAACACAGCACGCGUGCAGAAGGCAGUGUGCAGUGGCUUCUUCCGGAAUGCAGCCAAGAAAGACCCCCAGGAGGGAUACCGGACACUUGUGGAUGGCCAAGUUGUCUACAUCCAUCCAUCCAGUGCUCUCUUCAACCGCCAGCCAGAGUGGGUUGUGUACUACGAGCUGGUGUUGACAACUAAGGAGUACAUGCGAGAAGUGACCACCAUUGAUCCCAAGUGGCUAGUCGAGUUUGCGUCUUCCUUCUUCAAGUUUGCCGACCCAACCAAGCUGAGCAAACACAAGAAGCAGUUGCGCCUCGAGCCUCUCUACAACAAGUACGAGGAGCCCAACGCAUGGAGAAUAUCCCGUGUACGCCGCAGACGCAACUGAACAUUCGUCGCUCGUCAGCAGACUUCGCAGGUCUGCGCGAAGAACAGCUCCGACUUCGUUCUCAUCUGUGUUGUGUAUUGAAACCAUAGACUAUGUGUCGUGUAAAUAUGGUCCGUACUUUGUUUUAUCAUGCUUUUAUUAAGAAGAAGAAACUAAAAGCAAUUUGAUCGUAUGUUUGCUGGGAUGUUAUAUGUUGCUGUAUUCUCAACACCUUGUCCAUUCUCUUCUAGGAGUGACUAUUUUUCACUAUGGUUUCAUGUGUUCUUGUGUAGUUUGACCCGUUUGACUCCCAAGAGCUUUCCAGAGAAACUUCCCUCAAAAAUGACACACACAAAACAAAAUUCAAAAUUUUUAUUUUGCCAUGUGCUUACAUCUGACGGACUGAUCAACACAAAUGCUGCCUGAACAUGCAGGGGUUGUCUUUUGCAACUGCUGAUAUAGAAGCUCGGAACGAGUACAGCACAUCGCUCUGGUAUGCUUCUUCCCA
Messenger RNA from Dermacentor silvarum, 4247 nucleotides. It is a transcript of the gene pea, whose product is annotated as ATP-dependent RNA helicase DHX8-like. Lineage: Eukaryota; Metazoa; Arthropoda; Arachnida; Ixodida; Ixodidae. Gene Ontology annotation, molecular function: RNA binding; ATP binding; RNA helicase activity. Gene Ontology annotation, cellular component: catalytic step 2 spliceosome; intracellular anatomical structure. The record is from RefSeq and is a predicted model, not a curated record. Gene Ontology annotation, biological process: mRNA splicing, via spliceosome; spliceosomal complex disassembly.